GAUAAUCAACAUUCAAGUAGAUCGUCUUAAAAAACGCUCUGUCCUUUCCAUCCCGUCAGAUGAUGAAGGGUUGUGUUGCGCAAAAGCAAUCGUAUAUGCCCUAGCUUAUCUUGAGCAAGACAAGUCAGCGCUUAAUUCUCUACGGGAUCGGAGACGAUCUGUUCUAAUGCUACGAGCUCAAGAAUUACACAAGUGUGCUGGAGUUCCUCUUGGUCCUUGUACAUACACUGAAAUCUGCACAUUUGAAAAUCAUCUAAAUAUACAAAUCGUAGUAAUAAGCAGUGAAAAUUUAAAUAAAGUCUCGUAUAAAGGAAGAUAUCGAACUCGUCGCAUUAAUUUGUGGCAACACAAUGGCCAUUUUGAUGUCAUUACAAAUUUACACGGUUUUUAUGGUUCGAAAAACUAUUGCGAAAAUUGUGAAAAGCCAUAUGACCGUCCAGAAGAUCACAGGUGUGACAAUAUGUGCCAUGUCUGCCUAAGAUUUCAAUGCGUUCCAGCAUUGCCUAAAAGAUGUAAAGAUUGUGAUCGCCUCUGUCAAUCUGAGGACUGCUUUGCAGCGCAUAAAGCCGUCACAGGUAGACAAGAGCAUUCAGUAUGCGAUAGGAUGUAUCAGUGCAGACAAUGCUCAAAAGUUAUCAUGCGACGGCAGUGUCCUAAAAUUUUACACAUCGUUGCGGGACUAUCAAAUGCCCUUCGUGUAAAGAGUAUGUUAUAG
This is a messenger RNA of Stegodyphus dumicola, 715 nucleotides long. RefSeq lists its product as uncharacterized. Lineage: Eukaryota; Metazoa; Arthropoda; Arachnida; Araneae; Eresidae. The record is from RefSeq and is a predicted model, not a curated record.